AUGGUGCAGCCGUGUGAAACCGUGCGUGUGUGUACAAAGCAUAAAUCGGUAGUGUGCGGUGUAGUGUGUAUCCUCACCACUAGCAUGUCGGCCCGUGCGAACGAUGAUUGGGGCCGUGCUGUGGUGCGGUGUUGUCUGACACUAUUGCUCUACGUACUCGCUUCAUCCGUCCCGGGACAUGAACGGACAUCGCUCGUGUACGGAUCGAUCGACAGCGGUGCAGUGGCGGCGCAGAUUGCAACGCACAAUACCACCAACUAUCAUCUGCUCUCUAGUGAUAAUGGCAGUAAUAGUAGUCACCCGAGUGAUCCGUCACCAUUGGCAGCUGUCACUGUGACAGCACCAAGGGAUGGCACCCAUUUUGCGAACCGAUCAUCACGUAACACUGUCGGCGAGGCUCCGUACGACGAUGGCUGCGAUCAUGUACGAGCAAAUGCUGGCGUUGUGAAUCAACACCCCAGAAUCGCCGACGAUACGCAGGGUAACUACGUCAAGUUUGCCAUACUGCUGCCGAAAAAGCCGAGCAAAAACCGUGACAUACGCAUCCUGUCCACGGUGCUACCGGUUAUCGAGAUGGCCACGCGCGUGGUGACGGCUCCCGGUGGCUUACUACAGAACUUGCGCAUCGAAAUCGACUACCGGGAUACGCAGUGUUCGUCGACGUACGGUGCACUAGGAGCGUUCGAUAUAUUUCUCAAGCGUAAACCAGAUGUGUUCUUUGGUCCGAUCUGCGACUACGUGAUUGCACCGAUCGCCCGCUACAGCUCCGUCUGGGGCAUCCCGCUAAUCACGUCCGGUGGGCUGACCGAAGCGUUCACACUCAAAGCGCCCCACUAUCGGACGCUGACGCGCAUGAUGGGCAACUACCACGCGUUCGGGCUGAUGAUGCGCGAAAUUCACCGGCACUACAACUGGACGAUCCAGGCGUACCUGUACCAUGAGUUUGACGAAAAGUCCGGGCGCGGCUUCACCGACUGCUCGAUGGCGAUCACCUCCAUCAACCGGGCGAUCGGCGGCAACGAAACAUCGUCCGGGACCUUCGACGAGGAGACGGCCAAGUAUGCCGAUUACCUUCGACUGCUGCGUAAUAUCAAGAAGCGGGCAAGAAUUGUCAUCAUGUGUGCCAGCCCGUCGACAAUACGGGAAAUUAUGCUAGCGGCCGCCGAACUCAACAUGGUCAACAGUGGCGAGUACGUGUUCUUCAACAUUGAAAUCUUUGGAAGCAUGACGGCCACGAAGCAGCCACCCUGGUACGCCAAAAACGACACCGACGAGCGCAACCAGAAGGCGAAGGAAGCGUUCACCGCCCUGCUACAGGUGGUUGCCCGCGAACCGGAGGACGAAGAGUAUCGUCAGUUUUCCAAGGAGGUGAAGGAACUGACCAAGACAAAGUACAACCACACGUACGCCGAGGAUGAGCCCGUGUCAACGUUUGUGACGGCCUUCUACGAUGCGGUACUGCUGUACGCGUACGCCCUCAACGACAGCAUUGCGCAGCUCGGGGUGGAGCGUGCCCUCCGGCAGCCCAUCAACGGUACGCACCUGGCCCAGCUGAUGUGGGGCCGAAGCUUUAAGGGCAUUACCGGCAACGUGACGAUAGACUCGAACGGUGACCGUAUAUCGAAUUAUUCCCUACUCGAUCUGAACCCCGAGACGGGACUGUUUGAGGUCGUGGCGAACUAUUACUACGGCGGUGGGUUGCAGUUUGUCGAGGGUAAAGCCAUCCACUGGGCAGGCGAUCGCACAAAGGCACCGCCAGACCGACCGACCUGCGGUUUCGAUGGGUCCCUGUGUCCGGAUAAUUGUAAGCAUUACUUCCACAUCCCCGUCCAGCGGAUUCCUUCGACACAAAAACUUAACGAUCCUCCGUUUGCUUGCCUUCAUCCUCACACAGCACUGCCGGGCUAUGCCAUACUGUCGCUCGUGCUUGGGGUUUGUGUCGUCUGCAUGGGCAUCGCGUCCAUCGUGGGCUAUCGGCACUACAAGCUCGAGGCGGAGAUUAACUCCAUGACCUGGAAGGUGAACCCGAACGAUGUGCUGUCGUGCAAUCCGAGCCGCGGCCAUCGGGGCAGCUUCCACUCGAUGGUGAAGCGGGGCAGUCAAGCCACGAUCUACUCCGAGGAUCUUAACUCGCUGCCCGGCGAUCGGCAGAUCUACAUCCACUUCGGCUUCUACAAGGGCUGCAAGGUGGCGAUCAAGAAGAUCAACGUACAAAACCUCAGCCUCACCCGGUCGCUGAUGCUGGAGUUCAAGCGCAUGAAGGACAUCCAGCACGACCAUCUGGUGCGGUUCUACGGCGCCUGUCUUGAUCUGCACCCGGAACCGUUCAUUCUGACCGAGUACUGCCCGAAGGGUUCGCUGCAGGACAUACUGGAGAACGAAACGAUCAAGCUGGACUGGAUGUUUAAGAUCUCGCUGAUGCACGACAUCGUCAAGGGGAUGGCGUUCCUGCACUCGACCGAUCUGCACUCGCACGGUUCGCUCAAGUCGUCCAACUGUGUGGUGGAUUCGAGGUUCGUGCUAAAGGUGACGGACUUCGGGCUGCAUCAGCUGCGCCGCAGCACCGACGAUGCCGACAUCGAGAGCUACGCCUACUGGCAAAAGCUGCUGUGGACCGCUCCGGAACUGCUGCGCGAUCCCCAGUGUCCGCCGGCGGGCAGCCAGAAAGGUGACGUCUACUCGUUCGGCAUCAUCAUCCAGGAGAUUGUGUCGCGCCAGGGUCCGUUCUAUCUCGGCACCGAGGAGAAAUCUCCCAAAGAAAUUAUUAAACUAGUCAGAGACGGGCCGGGAAUAUUGGACGCUCCCUUCCGGCCAAAGGUGGACGAGUCGUCGUACGAGGACGUAAACAACAUCAUGAUCAAAUGCUGGUCAGAGGAACCGACAGACCGACCCGACUUUAGUGGGCUCAAAACCAUCAUCAGAAAAAUUAACAAAGAAAAUGAAUCUGGUAACAUAUUAGAUAAUUUAUUGCAACGCAUGGAGCAGUAUGCGAACAAUCUGGAGGCCCUGGUGGACGAGCGAACGCAGGACUACUUCGAGGAGAAGCGCAAAUGCGAGGAACUGUUGUACCAACUGUUGCCCAAAUCCGUAGCGGCACAGCUGAUCAUGGGCAAAUCUGUGAUAGCGGAAACGUAUGAUCAAGUAACUAUUUAUUUUAGCGAUAUUGUCGGCUUCACCUCGAUAUCGGCGCAGAGCACCCCGAUGCAGGUCGUCGAUCUGCUGAACGAUCUCUACACCUGCUUCGAUUCGAUCGUGGAAAACUUUGACGUGUACAAGGUCGAAACCAUCGGUGACGCUUACAUGGUCGUGUCCGGGCUUCCGGUGCGGAACGGUAAUCUGCACGCGCGGGAAAUCUCCCGCAUGGCGCUCCGGCUGCUGGCGGCCGUCUACAAGUUCACCAUACGCCAUCGGCCGAACGAGCAGCUACGGUUGCGGAUAGGACUGCACAGCGGACCAUGCGUGGCCGGUGUGGUCGGCUUAAAGAUGCCACGGUACUGUCUGUUCGGCGACACGGUCAACACGGCCAGCCGGAUGGAAUCGAACGGCGAGGCGCUGAAGAUACACGUCAGCCACACCACCAAAAUGCUGCUCGACACCUUCGGCACGUUCGACCUGACCGAACGGGGUCUCGUGCCGAUGAAGGGCAAGGGCGAGAUGCUGACCUACUGGCUGAAUGGUGAGCGGACCGAAGCGAUCGCCGCCCCGCUACCGAACGGACUGAAAGUGAUGUCUCCCGCGGGGACGUCCCCUGCAGCGAUCAUGGCGAGCCGUACUGGACCGACACUGCUUGCCACCGACAGUGUCCCCGGGUCCGAUCCUCAGCAGCAGCCACUACUACUGCCAACGGCGACCAGUGCCAGUCAAGUGAACGGAACGGUCGCCUCACCACCGGCCGGUAUCCUGAUCAACCAUCACAACCACCACCACCACCACCACAACAACCACAACAACAACAACAACAAUAACAACAACUCACCCUGUAGCAUCAACCACAACCACAGCAACAGCUCACCCAACAGCUGCCAUAAUCCGCCGGCACCGGCCAAAAAGCUCAACAGCGUGUCGUACAGCUUCGCGAAAGCGCCAGGCAACAGUAGUAGCAACACCAGUAACGGUGCCGCUGCCGCUGCCGCUGCGAGUGCGAAAGCUCCCAAACCAAAGCUCCCGGAGGUGGAGGCGUUACGUGGCGCUAGCGUUACGAAACCGUUACUUACUUGAACGAUUCGAACGAACUGGCGUGGCGUGACUGUAGACUGCAAAGAGAAAUGGAGAGAAAGAGAGAAACCAGCGGGGGGGGGGGGGGGGCGUCUGAUUAAUGAUUUGUGAUGUUAUUUUUAUUCCCAUUUUCCCCCCCUCUUUUGUACUGCAGGAGAAGGAACAUUGUCUUCCUGUAAUGGAGGCAAUUAUUUUGUUUUCUCACCAGAGAAAAUGACACAAAUAAUGCAAUUUAGCGUGUGUGUGUGUGUGUCGUAGUUGGAAAACAUGCAGGGAUAUUGUAUUAAGCGUGCACCGUAAUGGCAAGGAAAAUUGUCAAUUUGCUAUCAAUUUUCUUUGUACCGGGACGGAGUAUCUAUCAAGGAGAGUAGGCAAAAUGUGCUUAAAAAAACCUUUGAUUGCAUCCCUUGUAAGCGUGUAACUGUGUAAAUUGUGUGUUGUGUAGCUCACUGAAUCGGGCUGUAAUGAUUGAAGAAACAUGGCGUGCGGACGGUCCCGUACCUUGGUUUCCAAGGACGCCGAUACCGCCAACAACCGUUUGAACAAAACAGGAGGAGAAAUUCAACUUGUAAAAAGAUACUAAAAUAAGGUGGGAAGGGAAGGGAAGGAACACCCCCAAAAUUCGAUGUGUAUAAAGUGUAAUCCGGUAGAACAGUUACUAGAGGCAAGAGUGAUUGUAAUCCUAGUUUUUUUUUAACUAAUAAUAAUUGUGUGUGAAUGUCCUCCAUCUAUAAAAGUAUCGUAGUAGAGUACUUGUGUAAAAGAAUUGUGCCACAAUUGCAAACUGUUAUGCAAAACUGUUGGAGUUGCAAGACUUAAAACUGUUGUGAACUAAGGCGAAAGGACGUAAACAAAACAAAUGGAGGAUCACUCUAAAAUUGUAUUUUGUGCUUAAUUUUUGUAAGUGUAUAUGUAAUGUAGUACAGUAGCAAGUUUUAACACUGUAGUAAGAUGUAACGAUGUGAUGUUGAUAUGAGAACGCAUAGCAGAAGAAGAAGAAGAAGCAAACAAAUGGAAAGAGUAAAGUAGAAACCGAACAGGAAAGAUAGCAACGCGCAAAAUGCCAUUUGUAAAGUAGUGUACUUUGUGUAACAACAA
Anopheles merus is the source of this 5313-nucleotide messenger RNA. Its product is annotated as atrial natriuretic peptide receptor 1. The transcript is spliced from 13 exons. Gene Ontology annotation, cellular component: membrane. Gene Ontology annotation, biological process: protein phosphorylation; intracellular signal transduction; cGMP biosynthetic process. The coding region runs from base 1 to 4218 and encodes 1405 amino acids. Lineage: Eukaryota; Metazoa; Arthropoda; Insecta; Diptera; Culicidae. Gene Ontology annotation, molecular function: ATP binding; peptide receptor activity; protein kinase activity. The record is from RefSeq and is a predicted model, not a curated record.